Messenger RNA from Thunnus maccoyii (southern bluefin tuna), 2888 nucleotides. It is a transcript of the gene xkr8.3, whose product is annotated as XK, Kell blood group complex subunit-related family, member 8, tandem duplicate 3. Gene Ontology annotation, biological process: phosphatidylserine exposure on apoptotic cell surface; apoptotic process involved in development; engulfment of apoptotic cell. Lineage: Eukaryota; Metazoa; Chordata; Actinopteri; Scombriformes; Scombridae. The transcript is spliced from 3 exons. The record is from RefSeq and is a predicted model, not a curated record. Bases 21 to 1286 code for a protein of 421 amino acids. Gene Ontology annotation, cellular component: plasma membrane.
UGAGUCGGGUUGAAACGGUCAUGGAGGGCGCGACUUUUUCAAAAUACUCCUGGAUCGACUUCGUCUUCUCUGUGAUCGGGGUUUGCACUUUCCUGGUGGACUGGGGCUCGGAUGUGUGGGUGGCCACCGAGUUUUACCGCCGCGGGGACUUUUUCUGGUUCGCGGUGCUGGUCGGCCUCAUGGUCCUGUCGUCUGUUGUGGUCCAAAUGUUCAGCUGGUUCUGGUUAAAGUACGACCGACAGCUGCCCGAGUUCAGCGCACACACCGGAGCUGACACCGUGCUCUUCGGGGACAAAGUGAGGAUCUCCUGCCUGUUGCAUGUGCUGCAGCUGGGCUUCCUCUGCAGGCACAUCUCCGCCAUACGACAAGGCUUCAGGGUUUGGUGGCGCAAACAGGAAGGUUCAGAGUACGCUGUGUACCUUACACAUGACCUCAGCAUGCUCCGACUCAUCGAGACUUUCUGUGAGAGCGCUCCUCAACUCACCCUCAUGAUCUACGUUAUGCUGCGCACCAACAAGGCCAGGACGGUACAGUUUGUGAGCAUCGCUGCAUCAACCACUUCCAUAGUGUGGAUGGUGGUGGACUACCACCGUUCACUGCGCUCUUUCCUCCCUGACAAGGCCAAGCAGGGCUGGGGUUCCUCCUUGGUCUACUUCCUGUGGAACUUGCUGCUGAUUGCCCCACGCGUGGCUGCCCUUGCGCUCUUUUCUUCUGUCCUGCCCGGGUACAUCGCUGCCCACUUUCUGAUCAUGUGGUUUGUCUUUGUUUUAUGGGCUUGGCGACAGAGGACUGACUUCAUGGACAGCGUUGGUGGGGAGUGGCUCUACCGGGCCACUGUAGGGCUGAUUUGGUACUUCAGCUGGUUUAAUGUAGCAGAGGGUCGGACCCGAGGCAGGAGCAUCAUCUACCAUUCCUUCAUCACCACAGACGGAGCAAUCCUGCUGGCGACUUGGUGGUUUUACAGGGACCCUGUUCUGAGUGAGUCAUACGCCCUCGCGCUGCUCAUCACUCUACCUCUCACCUACCUCCUGGGCCUGCUCUUCAAAGCCCUCUACUACUGCUGCUUCCACCCCAAGCUGUGGAGGCCCCUGGCGAGGGAUCCAGGACUGCCUGACGAUUUGCCAGAUGCAGUAGUGUCCUUCAGAGAUAUUUCCAUCCAGGACGACACCCUGUCCUCCCAGCUUCUCAACAAAAGGAUGGCCUGCCAUGCUACUCAUUUUUACUCAGACCAAGGAGUCGAUAGAAACACUAAUCACAUGAAGACAGCCGAGCCGUCACAUCUCUGAUAUCUGACUUUGUGUGUAUCACGGCCGACCUUAUAUUCCUGAUAACUGUAAUUGAAUGCAACAAUCUAUCUCUACACUGUCUUCUUUUUGUCUGUUAGAUGCUCGGUAUACUUUAAGUCAAAAUACAGGCCCAAAAACAGUACUUGAAACUAGAAGUGGGAAAUAUGGAUAAAAUCCUUGUCACAAUCUUUAUAUUUUAUAUUGCCUCGUUAAUAUAAUUAUACUGGGAUACAGUACAUUUCUGGAUAAUCAAUUGAAAUGCUGUUAAAAUAAAAUAACCAGACAGGAAUGUCCAUCUAUGACUAAUAAAGAAAAUCAAAUACCUAAAUAAUCAAGGUAUAUAAAUCACAUUGAUGCCAAAAUUCUAUAAAAUUCCAAUAUUUCCAUAAAGCUGUCCUGCCCUAAUGUGCAGCAUUACCACAAUGGCCCAGUCCAUGCAGAUGCAUUAAAGGGAAAGCUACCAUUGUAUAAACGGUGUGUAAAAAUCUCUGUUUACAAAUUCAUAUCCUCACUGUGCACUCUCAUAUCUGUCAUCCCUAGUUGAGAGUAUUUGAAAGAGUGGUCAUUUGAUAUGCUCUUUUAUAAACCUAACACAGUGAAAUAUUAAGCUGUAUUUGAUACAUUUACUACAAAGCGAAUUGUGUAUCUUUUUACAUGAAGUCAACUUUUACGUACAUUUAGUGUGACCAAGACUAUAUUGUUGCUCGUUGUGUGAAUAACUUGUAUUUCCAAAAUACAAACUUGCAGGAAAGAGGAAAAUGUCACAGUUUUAAAAAUAAACAAAUUAAAUAAUAAGUAACAUAAAUACUCAAGUGGUAAUAAAAUAUUAUUACUAAUAAUAGUAAUUAAGACAUUAUCUGGUCAAUUUUGAAUGUUGGGUUUAGUAAGCCUGAAAGGUCUGACAAUUCUGUUUAUUCUUAAUGUAUUUAAUCUAUGAAUUGAAAUUAAUUCAGCGUAAUGUGUGAAACUUUUACAUGACAAGUAUCUAAGUAUGUAAAUUUGUGUGUCGUGUUUUACAGUCGUGUUACAGCUGCUACUACUGGAACCCUGUUGAAGGACUUUGAAUGUAGAUUUCACCUUAAAGCUUCCUUUUUAUAUACUGUAUAUAAUUUAUAUGUCCUGUUACUGUGCUGAACAACUAUUUUAGAUCCAUUUGACAGGGUUUGUAGUUUUUGUGUAAAAACCAGUUCAAGUCAUGUGAUGAUCCUCUACAUGUUAGGUACAGAUAGGUACAAAAGCUAAUGUUUCUUCUGCUGACUCAUCCAGUGUUUGUUUAACUUGUUUAAAUGUUACAUGUGACAAACGCCUGUUUACUUUAGUAUCAGUUCAGACUGGGAGAUUUGUUCUUUAUUUAGCGUUAUUUCCUAAAAGAACUGGUUUUUAUUUAAAUAUCUUUUGAUGUCCUAAAGUUUUAUUCAAGUUGCUGUUUUGUUUCAUGUGUUAAUUUUACAUAAAAUUAAAUUUAAACCUUUUUUUUUUCACUGUACAUUUCAGUGAAUGUAGUACAUCCAAACUGAAAGUCAAGGUCACUAUUAGUUGUUAAUUUUUUUUACCUCAUUUGCUAUGUGCAAUUAAUAAAGUGGUAUCACUGUUUUAUUACCU